Oncorhynchus mykiss (rainbow trout) is the source of this 3312-nucleotide messenger RNA. Its product is annotated as myosin light chain kinase family member 4. Gene Ontology annotation, molecular function: protein kinase activity; ATP binding. NCBI's taxonomy places the organism in Eukaryota, Metazoa, Chordata, Actinopteri, Salmoniformes, Salmonidae. The record is from RefSeq and is a predicted model, not a curated record. Gene Ontology annotation, biological process: protein phosphorylation.
AAGAGGACACACUGGCACCUCUCUCUGUUCUCUGUCUCUCUUCACAGUCUCCUCUGACUGUAUUUUUGUCUUUAGGAAAUUAUUUUAAUUUCAUUGUUCUUCAUUAACAAGCUGGAACUGGACUUAUUAGACGUUAUUCCAAUGUGAAGAGAGUUCAGUGGUCAAACAGUCAAUUGGUUGGACGAUCUGACGGUUUUCUGGUUGGACUAUAACCACAGAGGGAGUUUUCUGUGUUUGAGGAGAGCAGGGAAGAGACGAGCAAGCUGCUGAGUGAAGGAGUGAAAGAGUAUCAUCUUGUAAUUAGUGGACUGGACUCAGAAAGAGGUGCUGGUUUAAGAUAAGGAAAAGGAACAAUCACCCUGGGUUCCCAUUUAGAGGAAGUACAGGACGAGGAGGGUUACAUGUCAUUUCAACCAACCAUUGACUGUUGUUUAACCAAGGAUGGAAGUUGCUUGUGUUUGAGAAGAGCAGGGAAGACCUACCGUAGCUGCUGUGCGUGAAGAACACAGGUGGUUACAUUACGGUUUAACCAGCCAUUGACCAUGGUUGACCGCUCUGCUGCGGAACCCACCAUGAGCUCCAGUCUGGUCAACUCUCUUGCCAAGGUGUACGACCCCAACCCUCUUCAUGGUCAGAAACUGGCCGGGACAAAGCUGAUACGUUCACCCACUGGACCUGACAAACAACCCCAGACACCGUCCUCACCCUCUUCCUCCUCCUCCUCCUCUUCUCCGGUCAUUGUUACAUGGUGCGUUGAGACUGAAAGCCGCAUGGACUCUCUAAGCAGCCAGAUGGAGCGUCUGCUUAACCUCCAGGAGACUGUCAUCACCCGGCUGGAUGGCCUGUCCCGGGACCUGGGGGGCGUGGGGAGGGAGGUGGCCUCUCUCCGGUCCGGAGCCUGGGGGUCGGCUGGAGGUCUGGGCCAGACCCAGGGUAAGACCCAGACCCAGGGGGUGGAGGUGGAGGGUCAGGCCCAGGAGGUGGCUGCGGCCUGUAGGGUGCUCCAGGGGGUGGUGCAGGAGGCCAGCCAGCGAGUUGAGCAGCAGGGGAAGAGGCUGGAGGGAGUGGAGAGGCUGGUGGAGGGAAUGCAUCAGGUCAUCGGUUUCAUCGGUGAGGUGGUGAAGAGCUCUCUGCUGGCUGAGCUGCUGCUUAACAAGCCUGGAGGCUGUAAGGGGGCUAAGGCCAAACAAGCCAGGAAGCUGAAGGGCAAUGGGAUGAGGGAUGGGAAGGACAAGGCCAAGCUCAGCCUGAAGUGCCUGAAAGCCCAGAAGAAGAAGCCUCCAGAUGCAUCAGACUCUGUAGAGGCCCUCCUUCUAGACCAGGUAGAGAAGCUCAACAGGCAGAAUGCUGAGCGUUCCCAUGGUAAUGGGGUGGUUCUGGACAUGCCCCACAUCCCUGUUGUCCAAUACAUGGAAGAGGAGGAGAAGAGGAAAACCCCUGAGCAGGAGGAAGAGCAGAGGGCCAGAGAAGAAGAGGAAGGGGAGGGGGAUAUAUUUGGUGAAUCUGACCCCGAGGAAGAGGAGGGAAGAGAGGGAGAGGCACUGAAGAUUAAGGUGGAGCACGUUCAAGAGGAAGACGGGGAGAAGAGAGGGGAAGGAGGGGAGAAAGAGUCAUCAGAACCUCUAGGAAGUUCUGCGGAGUUAGGUGAGGUGGCUGCCAGCAGUAAACGUGGAAUCAAAGAGGAGUAUUGGGUGAAAGAUAACUUGAAAAAGAGUCGAGUGGAGGAAAGGAAAGAGGGGGGAGAGGAGGAAGAAGGAGUUCCUGAGGGUUCAGAGCUUCAGGCUGCCCAAUCAGAGGCAGAGAAGACGGAGAAGGAAGAGGAGGUGGAUGAUGGACAGCCAAAAGAGUAUAUCAUUGACUCUAGCCCUCCGCCAGCAGCCCCCUUUGACCACCGCAUCGUGACUCCGAAACCUCACCAGGUUACUACCUUCUACGCCAUUAACAGAGAGGAGGUCCUAGGAGGGGGACGUUUUGGACAAGUCCAUAAAUGCGUAGAGAACUCUUCUGGACUGAAGCUGGCUGCCAAGAUUAUCAAAGCCAGGAGCCAGAAAGAGAAGGACGUGGUGAAGAAUGAGAUCCAGGUGAUGAACCAACUCAAUCACGCCAACCUGAUCCAGCUCUACGCUGCCUUCGAGUCACACCACGACAUCAUCCUCGUCAUGGAAUAUGUGGAUGGAGGGGAGCUGUUUGACCGGAUCAUCGACGAGAACUACAACCUGACAGAGCUGGACACGGUGCUGUUCAUCAGACAGAUCUGUGAGGGAUUACAGUACAUGCACAAGAUGUACAUCUUACAUCUCGACCUCAAGCCGGAGAACAUUCUGUGUGUGAGCAGAGCUACGAACAAGAUCAAAAUAAUAGACUUUGGGCUUGCAAGAAGGUAUAAGCCCAGGGAAAAGUUGAGGGUUAAUUUUGGAACGCCGGAAUUCCUAGCUCCGGAAGUCAUCAACUAUGAAUUUGUCUCAUUCCCCACAGACAUGUGGAGUCUGGGGGUCAUCACAUACAUGCUGCUGACUGGUCUGUCUCCAUUCCUUGGUGACGAUGACAACGAGACACUGAACAACAUCCUUGCCUGUCAGUGGAACUUUGAGGAGGAGGAGUUCACCGACAUCUCUGAGGAGGCCAAAGACUUCAUUGCGCGCCUGCUGAUCAAGAGCAAUAGUUGGAGGAUGAGUGCCUCACAGUCACUGAAACAUUCCUGGCUGUCGGACCGUAAUCUUCACUACCGCCUGCAUCAGAAGAAAAAUAAGUGCCACUCAACGCACCCUCACCCUCCCCGAAAAUCUAGACCGUCCCCCAUCCAGAAUGAUUCUCCCCUCCAAAAGGACUCCCAAGACCCUGUGGGCACCUUAUGAUGACACGGGCAGGUGCCUAUUGUUGACACUGGGGCCAGGGGCGGGGCCCAACCUGGACCAACACUGCUGUACCUGUAUGACUACUCGAUCACUACUCUCUGCACUGCCUCACAUCCUCGCAUUCGUUAUCUUUGCACCGCGGCUCGCUAUAGCUCUCGCCACAGAUGGGAGGGUGUGAGGCCGGCAGGAAGUUUAGGGUUACAUUUCUACCUCCAACCCCAGCCCCCUCCCACUCUGUUACUCUGGCCACAACAUCACCAAAGACUCUCAGCUAACAAACCCAGCUAACAAUGUCCACAGUGGCGUGCGGUUCACCAUGCGAUCAUUCAGUCCUGCAAGCACAAGAAGAAGGAACCUUUGCCACGACAAGGGAAGAGGGGAUUGCAGGUGGGGUGGCCAACAACUGUUUGUUCAGCAGCUGGAUGCCCCUUAUGGGCCAGUGUAUUGCUCUCCUAGC